Messenger RNA from Oncorhynchus masou masou (cherry salmon), 1887 nucleotides. RefSeq names its product RELT TNF receptor (gene relt). NCBI's taxonomy places the organism in Eukaryota, Metazoa, Chordata, Actinopteri, Salmoniformes, Salmonidae. Gene Ontology annotation, biological process: apoptotic process. Gene Ontology annotation, molecular function: protein binding. The record is from RefSeq and is a predicted model, not a curated record. The coding region runs from base 172 to 1590 and encodes 472 amino acids. The transcript is spliced from 11 exons.
CGGAAAGAAAACAUGGGCACACUCUACUCGGGUUUCUGCCGAUGACGUAGCGGCCUGUAAACUCAUCUAUUUACAUUUCUGGAUCACAGAGAGCUCGCGAGGGGUAGGCCUACUUCCUACCGGCAUUUUUGUUCAUGUUUUUAAAAUAUCCCUUAUAUGCAGAGUACGCGAAUGUGUGACAAUGAUCGUCCCAGACCACUGAUUCAGCCCUAUGUAUCCGCCAAUCUGGUCAUAUGUUCAGAGAAGAAUACCUGGAAGAAGAUGAUGAACGACCUUUGCUGCUCAGCUCUUGUUCUUCUCAUGGUGUUUUGCUCUGGAGGGACUGUAGCCGUGCAGUGUCCCUGGGGGGAGGGGUGUGUGUGUCUGCGGUGCCCCAGUGGCCAGGAGCUAAUCAAGGCUUGCGGGCAGGUCAAGGGACCAGGCGAUGUGGUGCAAUGUCAGGCUUGUCCAGCGGGCACGUUUUCAGACGGCUAUGACUCUGAUCAAUGCCGUCCACACUCCUCCUGCGGGGUCCUCAACAAAAUGGUUGUGACCUCUGGUACAUCACACUCUGAUGCUGUCUGCGGAGACUGCCUGUCUGGGUUCCACCCCACUGCUGGGCGGACAGCCUCCACCCUGGUCUGUGUGAGAGCUCCCCCUUAUCUCUCCCCAGCCCCCCCGGCCCAGUCGACCCACGUGCGCGUGGUGCGUACGGUAGGUAAGGGUUUGGCGGGCAGCGGCGGCCUGCCGGUGAACAGUACGGCAGUGCAGAAUCUGGAGGAGAAGAGGACAGAGUAUGCAGUGUUCGUCCUGGUGCCAAUCUUCUGUGUGAUGGGACUCCUGGGGAUCCUCAUCUGUAAUAUCCUCAAGAAGAAAGGAUACCACUGUACUGCUGAGAAGGAGGGAGGAGACGAGGAGAAUGCCACACCACAGAAAGAGGGUAACGGUUGUCCCUACAUCGUAGAUGACCCUAAUGAAGACACCAUCAGUGUUCUGGUACGCCUCAUCACAGAGAAGAAAGAGAAUGCUGCUGCCCUGGAGGAGCUGCUAUUGGAGUACGAGAGUAAACAGAUGGACAUCAGCAAAGCCUCCUCAAUCAAGUUUCCUGUGCUGUCUCCUCUGACUCAGUUCCUCUCCCUGCCCAGACUGUGUCCUCACCAGUCUCACCUCCACACCAUCUCUGGUCUGUCUGGCCUGUCUGGCCCCCGACACGGCUACUGCUGCUCCCGCUGUGCCCAGAAGAAAUGGCCCCCCAUCCUCCUCGGCCCCCUCAAACCCCCACAGUCCCUCCUGUUACCCCCUCUGGACCGCCAGUCCCUCCAGAAGACCCCUCUCCUGCCCCCCGUUGACACACACCACUCCCCCCCUAAGAUCUCCCAGACCUCCAGCCCUGGGUCAGAGUCACUCCCUAAGGGGGAGUGGAGGAUGCCUGGGGAGGUGACCCGGUCUGUUGGGAGGUUUCAGGUGGCUCAGAUUCAGGAGCAGAGGCCUGGUUCCAUGGAGAUGACGUUCCGACCAGAGUCUAGUGACUCAGACUCAGUGGAAGACGCAUCUCUGCUGGGGGGGAACAAGUCAUCCUCGUCCUCUUCCUCAUCAGCUGCCAGGGGUUAACAGCUAAACAUUUGCAGUGGUGAAUGCUGGGUAAAAAAAUAACUCUACCUCGCUGAGCGAUGGAUGCGAUGGGAUUCCAAAACGGUGACCAGAGAGGUUGAUUUUCCUCUUUGUUGGGAUUUGGGAAGUUAGCCUGGGUGCUUGUUGGGAACUUAGCCUGGAUGCCAGACACAGGGAGACACUCAUAUUUAUAACACAAUCAACUUGUAUUUUAUCCUAUUGUUGAGCAAUAAUCCUCUGUCUUUAGAGGCAGGGAGGAGAAGAGAGAAGGAACAAACUAUUAUUAACCCAUGUGUG